Messenger RNA from Corylus avellana, 1707 nucleotides. Its product is annotated as serine carboxypeptidase-like 31. Gene Ontology annotation, molecular function: serine-type carboxypeptidase activity. The record is from RefSeq and is a predicted model, not a curated record. Gene Ontology annotation, biological process: proteolysis. NCBI's taxonomy places the organism in Eukaryota, Viridiplantae, Streptophyta, Magnoliopsida, Fagales, Betulaceae. Gene Ontology annotation, cellular component: vacuole.
UCUAGCUAAUAUAUCAUAUAUAUAAAUUUAGUGCUUUCUGCUUCCUAUAUGGGUUUUAUAUUAAAGGUGAUAGUUUUUCGCACUUUGGCUCUUAUUGUUCUGCUAUCUGUAGAGACUGUUGUGUGUCUUAGACAUGGGAAUAAAUGGGUUGGUGAGAAGAAAUCGAUCACCUCAGAAGGGAAUGGGGAUCUUGUGGCUGACUUAGCUGGCCAGCCUGAUGUAUCUUUCAAACACUAUGCUGGCUAUGUCACUGUAAAUGAAACAAAUGGAAGGGCACUCUUCUACUGGUUCUACCAGGCCACGGCUCUGGCUGAUGAGAAACCAUUGGUGCUGUGGCUUAAUGGAGGUCCUGGUUGCUCUUCUGUGGGAUAUGGAGCAACACAAGAGAUUGGUCCUUUUAUAGUGGACACCAACGGAAAUGGACUUAAAUAUAAUCCAUACUCAUGGAAUACAAAAGCCAACAUGUUAUUCCUGGAAUCUCCAAUUGGAGUCGGCUUUUCAUACUCAAAUACAACCAGUGAUUACGAUGAUCUGGGAGAUGAUUUUACUGCAAAUGAUGCUUAUAUUUUCCUCCACAAGUGGUUCCUAAAGUUCCCAUCAUAUAGAACGCGCACCUUUUUCAUUGCAGGGGAAAGCUAUGCAGGAAAAUAUGUUCCAGAGCUGGCUGAGCUCAUCCAUGACAAGAACGUGGAUCCUUCCCUUCAUAUUAAUCUCCAGGGUGUGCUGUUGGGUAAUCCUGAAACUUCUGAUGCUGAGGACUGGAGAGGUCUAGUGGAUUAUGCCUGGAGCCAUGCUGUCAUAUCAGAUGAGACUCAUAGGAUAAUCAUAGAAAGCUGUGAUUUCAAUGGCAAUGAUACGUGGAGCAACAAUGAUUGUUCUGAAGCCGUUGAUGAAGUGCUCAAACAGUACAAGGAGAUCGAUAUCUAUAGCCUCUACACUUCAACCUGCAUCGGCAAUUCAGCUGAGUCAGAUGACAGAUCAAUGCAAGUAAUGAUGAAGCACACAUCUAAUAUGAUGCCAAGAAUAAUGGGUGGCUAUGAUCCAUGCCUUGAUGAUUAUGCAAAGAAGUUCUACAACAAACCAGAUGUUCAGAAGGCUCUACAUGUUAGCGAUGGUUACCAUCUCAAGAACUGGACCAUCUGCAAUAUGAACAUAUUUUAUGAGUGGUCAGAUUCAAAGAAAUCUGUUCUCCCUAUAUACAAGAAGCUUAUUGCAGCAGGACUUAGAAUGUGGGUCUACAGUGGAGACACAGAUGGAAGAGUUCCUGUACUGUCUACAAGAUACAGCUUAAUUUCUCUGGGACUGCCCAUCACUAAGGCAUGGAGGCCCUGGUACCACCAGAAAGAGGUGAGUGGUUGGUUUCAAGAAUACGAGGGACUUAUGUUUGCAACAUUUAGAGGAGCCGGGCAUGCAGUGCCUUGCUUCAAACCAAGCAACUCACUGGCGUUCUUCGCAGCCUUUCUUCUUGGGGAGUCACCGCCAACUGCACGUCAAACAUAGUGGAUUCAUCUCUUUGAAGCUCCCCAAAAGAUUUUGCUCUUAGCUAGAUCUGUAGUAGGAAGUGUAGAGAACAUGCAUGCUGAUGCUGCCUGCUAUAUAUAUAUGACCUUUACGUUUUUCAGGAUGCAAAAUAAAGUCUUUAUUGCCAAUAAUAGAAAUUAUUACAGAAUUUCAAUAUCUUGUUAAUGGGACUGGUUAUUGCAUAGU